Molecule: messenger RNA, 332 nt
Organism: Salvia hispanica
Lineage: Eukaryota; Viridiplantae; Streptophyta; Magnoliopsida; Lamiales; Lamiaceae
Source: RefSeq, a predicted model, not a curated record
AUUUCAAUUUUUACAAUCUCUCUCUCUUCCCCCGAUUCCGUUUUCUCUCUACCUUACCAGGACUGCACAGAAUCAAAUGGCGUUGCCGAAUCAGCAGACUGUGGAUUACCCAAGCUUCAAGCUUGUAAUUGUCGGCGAUGGUGGUACAGGGAAAACUACAUUUGUGAAGAGGCAUCUGACUGGUGAAUUUGAGAAGAAAUAUGAGCCUACAAUUGGUGUGGAAGUUCAUCCUCUUGAUUUUUUCACCAACUGCGGAAAGAUCAGAUUUUAUUGCUGGGACACUGCUGGUCAGGAGAAGUUUGGUGGGCUUAGGGAUUUUUAAAACAGAGGAG